Messenger RNA from Drosophila biarmipes, 1478 nucleotides. RefSeq lists its product as uncharacterized. Bases 202 to 1353 code for a protein of 383 amino acids. Lineage: Eukaryota; Metazoa; Arthropoda; Insecta; Diptera; Drosophilidae. The record is from RefSeq and is a predicted model, not a curated record. The transcript has 2 exons.
AUAUUAUGCAAAUGCAACCCUGUGUUUCUCAGCUCUGGCGUCGUGGAGGAUCUCAAUUGUUUAUAUUCGUAAUUUAGUAUAAAUAUGCUUAUUACCUUUUGUUUUUGUCACAGCUGACAUCCCGUUUAACUUUCCGUUGUGUGACAAACACAUAUUUUUAAGACUUGAAAAGCGUUUUUAUAACCCGACCAAAUCUUAAUCAUGCAACCCGCACUAUCGAAAUCGAAGGAGUUGAACUUCAAGAUCCAGCUGCUUUCCGGCAAGAAUGUUGUCCUGGUAGAGUGUCCGGGCUUCGAGAGUGAGCUGUUCAUGCCGCAAAUCGUCAAGGGACGGAUAACCUUCCAGAACAUCAUACCGAAUCGAAAAUGCUGCCAAGAGAGCAGAAUGUUAACUGAUUCCUUGAAGGCCGAUAUGGGCACGAGGCCUGGGAGUUCGAAGAGCCCUCCGCGGCGCUCCCUUCUCGAUGUCAACCUCUCCACCCCGCUGGCCAAGAGCACCCCGUCGUCUUCGUCCUUUCCUCGAGCUCAGGCUGAUAAGGAGAAUGUUCUCCCACAGUUGACGCCCGAGGUAGUGCGCUGCCGACCAUUUCAGCUGACUUCACUAGGUGAAGUGGACAUGGAUGUAGUUUCCAUGAGCGAGAUGCUCUGCCAGGAGCAGGCGUCCAAGAGCCAGAAUCUACCUUCGCCUCAUCCUCAACUGGCAGCUUACCAAAGCGAAAGCCUCUCUGGGACACAGGUUUCUCCACCAGUCCUUUCCCGUCUGAGCCAGGCUAGUGUUCAAUCAAAGGAACAUGGAUUGAACAAGUCUACACCCAAGAUUCCACCCGUACGGACCUAUGCCCGUAAAAAGGUGGGUACCGCCGGCAAAACAAAGCCGGCACCCGUCUGGUCACCUCUCCUAAAGAAGAAAAAGAAUCCCUCGGUAUCCUCCACAAAGGUGCCCAGUCCCACCAUGAAGCUGGAGGUGCGCCAUCGCAAACUGAUAGUCGACACUAAAAAGACCCUGGACGUACGCGAUCCAAACAAAUUGUGCAGUGCGCCCAUUUCAAUGAAUAAAAUCAUUCGAAAGCAGGUGACUGGGAAGACACGAAAGCAGUUCCAAGCGCUGAAAGUCACGGCCUUUGACUUGUUGACCAAUCCGUGCAUAAGCAGCAUGUCUGAUGAUCUCAUCAAACAAUUCCAGAAGUCCUGUGCGAACAAGAUAUGCACAACGCUGCCCAACUACGCCGAGAUCGCGGUUGCCUCGCCGCUGAAAAUGGAUCGAGAAGUGAAAGCUAUGGUGGCCAGACAAAAGCGGAUGGAGCGGAACGAGAAACCGAAAUGUGUUCUGUCCCUGAAGAGCAAGCUAGUCUAGAGUCCGGUUCCGUAAUUUAAUCCGUACAUUCAUUUGUCCUGACCUUGGAACAGUUUUCCAAAUCAUGUAUAUUCUUGCCAUUCCGAUCAAACAGAAUACUACAAAUAAACGUGCUUCGAUCUCCA